AUGUCACUCUUUGGCACUUCACCCGAUCGCGUUCCCUCUCGUUGUACGACCCCAGUGACGCCUAGAACAGAUAGAUGUCCUGAUGCACCACUUGGCGCACGCGAACCUAAUCUCUAUUACCCUCACCCGCGUCGAUCAUCUUCGCCUAAUGCCAAACGAAGAGAUCGAUCCAAAGACUCGAAAUCACCUCGUCAAAUUCGACCGGCUCCCAGUAUCACUGCGAUGUCAUUGUUCACCUCUUUUGCUUUUGCUGAGGUAGAAAAAGAAACAAACGCAGUGUCUCGCUCUUGUCCCCCAAAACCGAUUCGCCGAAGAUUAAACAAAUACUCUAGUGCUUCUGAAUUAGAAUGUGCACUUGGAAGUGUUUGUUUAAACGAACAAAAAAGUGGUGAAGAACAUGAGUUACAAGAGUACAGCCCCCGAUCGGUAAAAACUAAAAGGAUGCGAGAUUUGAUCGAAGUAGACCAAAACGCAUCAGAUCACGAAGAUUGUAGGGUGGGAGUCGGACAUGAUGAAAAAGGAGUGUUUUGGAAGAACUUAAGUCUGCCAGUACGGCAGUCUGCCAGUACGGCCUAUAUCGGGAUUUACAGCCUGACAUCUAACUUUAGGGAUAUCAUUCCUUUCAUGUUUGUUGUUUGGUGA
Melampsora larici-populina 98AG31 is the source of this 642-nucleotide messenger RNA. RefSeq lists its product as uncharacterized. The record is from RefSeq and is a predicted model, not a curated record. The transcript has 2 exons. NCBI's taxonomy places the organism in Eukaryota, Fungi, Basidiomycota, Pucciniomycetes, Pucciniales, Melampsoraceae. Bases 1 to 642 code for a protein of 213 amino acids.